GUGUCUCCUUAAGUCUCUGCAGCUCUGCAGGGGAUCAAAGAUGAUAGCUUAAAGGUCUGUGCUGUAGCAUGGGAAGGUUUUAAAACUGAAAGCUGGCUCUCCUAACCCACAUAGAACAACUGGAGUUUGUUUCAGUGGAAUUAAUUUCACCUGAGCAUUCCUUCGUGUUUCCUUAACAGAUGUGGGGACUUUGUCAUUCUGCAGAAUGGCUUAAAUGAGGAAAAGCCAUGUGGGUAAUUUAUCAUAGCAAAUAUUGUCAGGAACACUAUAGCUGAGAAAUUUUCAUUGCUGAAGUUGUAAGACCGUUUAAACAGUAAUUUCCGACAGAACACGUAAUAAAAUUUUACUGUUUGUUUAAAGGGAUCUCUCUAGUUCAGCUGUGAUUUCCUACUUUCUGAGCUUCCUGAGAGCCAAUAUGCUAGAAAAUCACUUGUUCUUUUUCCUUUUAUGUUCACAUGUCCUGGGUGGCAAAGAUUUCAAAAUGCUUAAAAAGACAUACUUCACGUAACCAAUUUCUCAUAUGCAGCAGAAGUUUUCACAGCUUUGCUUCGCAUUCACUGAGCAUCUCAAGGAUCCAUGAGAUCUCCUAAUGGUUGCUCUUUUCUUCCUGUAUUUCCAUCAAAAUAACUUUCAAAACAGAUUAGCCAGUGCUGUGCUUGAAUGCAUAGUGUUUCUUUAUAAUUUGCUAGUGUAAAGUGAGCUGUGUUCUCAGAGAAUAUGACUCUAAUUCUGGAGAGCCUUCAACCUUAGCAAUUUCUUGCAAAUAUCACUUGCACUUUCCCCAUUUUCCACCUGUUACAGUAGGAGUAGGAAAUGCUGAUUUCCCUGGUGAUUUAGAGAACACAUGGACAAAAUGUGCCUUAACUUUUUGUCCCAUUAAAAUGGCCACUGCACCUGCUGGCCUGAGAAGAUUGUGUGAGUUCCUUUCCAUUAGAUUUAUAAUCUGGCCAGUCAUCAAGGUCUUGCACAACAGCAAUGGCAUGUACACAUACACACGGGUCAAAGUAAAGGUUUUCUUAGCAUUCAUUCUUUCCUACUGAACUACCUGGCACAGGGGAAAUACCUUCAUCGUCUAAUUUUCCUUACACAAACAUGUGCCAUGUUUAACAACAACAUUCAAACAGCAGAGCCCGCAAUAAAAAAGGCAGAACUGCAUCUGGUUGUAUGGGUACGGGCACACCCCAUCCUCAUCUGAACCAGCACAUGGGUUAGGCUGCUUGGUUAGGCUGGCCAUUAUGCAUCUGUUCAUUUCAGCGGCGCGGUACGGAGACAUGAGUAAGUUUUGGGCUGCUACAUACCGAUUUACAAAAGUUUCCUUUGCUCGUGGCUGUGGAUUGGCAGCUGUUGAACAGACGCCAGCUUUGUUUCCUGGGGCCUUUAACUGUUGCACAAGAAUUUCAGAUGAAAUUCCCAAAGGAAUUCUCCCAAGAGUGGAGAGGUUUGAAAUCCAGAAAGCUGAUGGCCUGUGUCACCUAGAAGCUGUUAUUCUCUACAUAGGAGACAGAAAGUUCUGUGUGAGCCCACAGAUUAGAAGAGUUAAAAAAUGGAUGAAGAAGAAGCACAAGGUUGCUGGGAAAAAAGCUCAUGGUAGAAAACAGAGAAGAAGCAAAAAUAAUAAAAAAGAGAGAAGCAGUAAAAUUAUGAAGCAAGUCCCAUGAUGAAGAUACCUGUGGCAUACAGCACUCUGAAUAGACACCAAACUACAUCAAUGAAGGAUGAUUAUAGCAUUAAAAUAACCUUCCAAAUAUCUAUGUUCUAGAGACAGCAGUGGCAAAAAUCACCACCUGUAUACAACAGUGAUGCUGGGCCAAUUACCAACAAAAUGACUUGAUGUUCCUGACAAUGCCUUGUAGUGUGUGCUCUGCUGUACCUCCUUGAUUUAUGGGUAUGCUUAAAUUCCACUUUUUCUCACACUGCUUUCACAGCUACCUCCCUGUGAUUUCUAUUUAAUAUGCCAACAAUCCUUCUCAUUGUUCUAUUUAUCUCAGUCGCAAUCUUUGCUCCAUUUCUUCCCAGUUUGAAAUCAUUUUUGUGCAA
Messenger RNA from Oxyura jamaicensis (ruddy duck), 2037 nucleotides. RefSeq names its product C-C motif chemokine ligand 28 (gene CCL28). Gene Ontology annotation, biological process: immune response. The transcript has 3 exons. Gene Ontology annotation, cellular component: extracellular region. Lineage: Eukaryota; Metazoa; Chordata; Aves; Anseriformes; Anatidae. The record is from RefSeq and is a predicted model, not a curated record. Bases 1236 to 1658 code for a protein of 140 amino acids. Gene Ontology annotation, molecular function: chemokine activity.